AUGGCAUCACUUGGCUUCUCCCAUCCCACUCCCCCCCAACCAUAUACCAAUCCCCUCUUUCCUAGCUGGCACUCGGAUCUCACCUGUGUCUACGUUCCGGAGCAGGAUACUUUCUUCUGCGCCACGUCCACCCUCGUCGCCUUUCCAGGCCUGCCAGUCUAUGCAGGCAAAGACCUGCAGAACUGGAAACUCGCCAGCAACGUCUUCAAUCGACCCAGUCAGAUUCCCGACCUGCGCAUCACCGACGGCCAGCAGUCGGGUAUCUACGCCCCCACGCACCGCUACCACGACGGCAUAUUCUACUUGAUCGUCUCCUACCUGGGCCCGCAGACCAAGAGUCUCCUGUUCACGUUGUCCGAUCCGUUCAGCGGUGCCGCGUGGUGCGAGCCGCUCGUCUUCUCCGUCCGCGGCAUCGACCCGGAACUCUUCUGGGACGACGAUGGAACGGUGUACGUGACGUCGGCGGAUGACCAGCAGAUCCAGCAGUGCUCGCUUGACCUGCGGACCGGCGAGACAGGGCUAAUGGUCGGCCAUGCGGACUUGUUCUACGAUGAUGGCGAUGGACACUGGUGGGCUGUGGCGCUGAGUACACGCUCGGGCCCGGAGUGGAAGAACUACCCCAUGGGUCGCGAGAUGGUCCUGGCCGCUGCGACCGGGGAUGAAGGGGAAUGGCCGGUCGUCCAGCCUGUCCACGGACAGAUGCAGAGCCCUCUUCCGCGGCCGAACAGGGGUAUCCGUCGCGGCGACGCCGCGUGGAUCAACGAACCCGACGAGAUUGACUUUCUGACGGGUUCGUCGAUUCCGCCGCACUUGGUGUACUGGCGGCAUCUGAAGCCGGAGGAUUUCACCGUCUCGCCAGCGGGCCAUCCUCGUACGCUCCGGCUGACGCCCCCGUUCUAUAAUCCCACCGGAACGGAGGACUUUCAGCCGGAUGAUGGGUUGACGCUCAUCAUACGCCAUCAGACUGAUACGUUGUGCGCAUACAGUGUGAUCGUAUCUUUCAACCCCAGGGUGGCCGACAAAGAAGCGGGCGUGACGGUUUUUCUGACCCAGCAGCAUAUUGAUCUGGGUGUUGUCCUGCUUCAGUCCUCCAAAGGACUAUCGCUGGCCUUCUGGUUUCGCGUAGAGGGCCGCGGUAACUAUCGAGACGCGACCCCAGAGAACACGGUACCUGUGCCUGAGGAUUGGCAAGGCGGACCCAUCCGUCUGGAGAUCCAGACCGUGAACGAUUCCGAGUAUGUCUUUGCAGCUGCUCCAGCUCGGCACCCGAAACAACGAAUGGUCAUCGGAUGCGCCGAUGCGCUGAUUGUCAGUGGUGAUACGGGACGGUUUACUGGAUCGCUCGUUGGUGCAUAUGCGACGAAGAAUGGCGGCUCGGACUCCACGCCGGCAUAUAUAAGCAGAUGGAGAUAUGAGGGACGCGGGCGGAGAGUUGACUCCGAUCGAGUCAUUCCCAGUUGA
Messenger RNA from Aspergillus clavatus NRRL 1, 1461 nucleotides. Its product is annotated as xylosidase : arabinofuranosidase. The coding region runs from base 1 to 1461 and encodes 486 amino acids. The record is from RefSeq and is a predicted model, not a curated record. The transcript has 3 exons. Gene Ontology annotation, biological process: carbohydrate metabolic process. Lineage: Eukaryota; Fungi; Ascomycota; Eurotiomycetes; Eurotiales; Aspergillaceae. Gene Ontology annotation, molecular function: hydrolase activity, hydrolyzing O-glycosyl compounds.